AUGGGUUGGGAGCCCGGUAAAGGGCUUGGGCUUAACGAGGACGGAACAUCAGAGAAUAUUCAAUUAUCCGUUAAACAAGAUAAUCUUGGAAUCGGUGCUUCCAAGACCGAAGAUAAUUGGUUAGAGAAUUCUUUUGCAUUUGAUGAAUUGUUAAAGGGAUUGAACCAGGGAAAACAUGAAAAUGAGGACGAUCUGGAAUCAGAAGAGAAAGUAAAAAAAUCAAAAUCAAAAGAUGAAUUGAAAAGUAACGACGAUUCAGUUGAAUUCAAAAAAUCCGACGGUAUACCGUCUAUACGCCUUGCUCAUAGAAUGAAGUUUUUAAAGAGCAAAAAGGCUUCUGUGAAAGAUACUGUACGUUUGAAUGAAAUUUUUGGGAUAAAAACAAAAUCUGGUUCACCUGAUAUCAUAAAUAAGACCGAUGAGAUGACUGGCCAAUGUAAUUUUAGUGAUAUUUAUGGAGUUCAGACGACUGUCAACAAACAAAAUGUGAAAGAAUACUUUGCUUCGAAGACAAAAGUAACAGAAUCAAAAAUCACGACAUCCGAAUACGAACUUGAGGAAAGACCUGUUCUUGGAAUGGAUAAUUUCGAAUUUAGCCAGAACGAAAAUAUGACGGCGUGUACGGGCCUUGGGUUUGUUCCUGAUUCGACAAAACGCAAAGAGAAAAAGAAGAAAAGAUUAAUCACAGACAAUGUAAAUUCUGAUUGCGUGAUGAGAAGCGAAAAGAAGAAAAGAUUAAUCACAGACAAU
Acaulospora morrowiae is the source of this 750-nucleotide messenger RNA. Lineage: Eukaryota; Fungi; Glomeromycota; Glomeromycetes; Diversisporales; Acaulosporaceae. The record is from the annotation of a GenBank genome assembly.